This is a messenger RNA of Capronia coronata CBS 617.96, 897 nucleotides long. RefSeq lists its product as uncharacterized. Bases 1 to 897 code for a protein of 298 amino acids. Lineage: Eukaryota; Fungi; Ascomycota; Eurotiomycetes; Chaetothyriales; Herpotrichiellaceae. The record is from RefSeq and is a predicted model, not a curated record. The transcript has 2 exons.
AUGGGCCGCCCAAUCCUCACCUUCAUUGAUGCAGCACCGGUAGAGAAGGCUCAAGCAUUGGAGGUUCGUCGGCAAGUUAGGUCGCAUGCAGCUAAGGCCGCUUCCCUCAAGGACGUAUCUGCGGCAGACGAUGGAUUGUCGUCCUCAUCAAACGCAAACGCGGCGGGCAAGAAGAAACGGCGACGAAAAUAUCCGAGUUGGACUGUCCAAAUUGGACGCGGCGAGCAACAAGCAGCAGGUCUGAGUCUCGAGUCCAGCAGGAGUCUGUUGACUUCGCUUUCGGGGACGGGAAUGAUCCCGGCUUCGAGGAGUGCGGUCUAUCAUCAACCUUUCGUUUCCGCGGUGCUGCAUAAUUAUCUUCAACACCUCGCCGUGGCCAUCCCUGAGAUUGAUGGAGAAGGAGAAGGUCAAACCGCCUUGCUUCGGACUCGAUGGUUUCCCAUGGUUCUGAACUCCCCAAUUGUCUUCCAAGUCAUUGUCCUGUUCUCUGCGUCUCAUUAUGCCUCACAGCGGCAAGACAUGGCAUUUCCCGAGACCAUUCUUUCGCUCAAACAAUACGCUCUCCGGGGAAUAGCAGAGAGUCUGUCAUCGGCUUCACAGGGCAUGGUGGUUCGAGAUGAACUGAUUGCUGCAACCGCAAAGAUGGCGAGUUAUGAGGCGGUUUUCGGCGACGAGGAUGCAUAUCAUUCGCACAUGAAAGGAGUCGAGGACAUGCUGAGAGUGAGGGGAGGUCUGGACGCCCUUGGUCUGGGAGGGUUUCUGGCGAGGCUCCUCAUUUUCAUCGAUACGAAUUCGGCAUUCCUUCUCAACACCCAUUUGCACCUGACGGACUCGUCAUUUCCAAGGUUGGAGCCUUUUCUUCUGCCCAACCCGAGUCGCUUCGUUGGCGAAGUUUGA